Molecule: messenger RNA, 1172 nt
Organism: Mercenaria mercenaria
Lineage: Eukaryota; Metazoa; Mollusca; Bivalvia; Venerida; Veneridae
Exons: 6
Coding region: 86-1024 (312 amino acids)
Molecular function (GO): protein binding
Source: RefSeq, a predicted model, not a curated record
CACAUUCCAAAUAUAAUAAUAAUGGCUGCGCCCAUGGCGAAAAAGUAAACAAAAACUUUUUCAAAAGUUUCGAAGAAAAGCAGAGAUGUCUUCUAAGAAUUUCAGAUUCGUUUUUAUCAUAAUUUCUCUAUACUUUCAAAAAUGCGCAUGUAAAACAAUACUGGAUGAAUACUUUUUACAAGAAGGCAGUUUAGGCCACUGUGGUCAGAACAUUGUGAAUACGCCAAGUGUUAUCUUUCGGUCCCAUGUCGGUGCAGGACUUUUUGGUGGUCUAAACAGUUAUAAGGCGGAUCAGCAGUGUGCUGUGACUUUUCAGACAGAAAAUGGUCAUAAAAUUCUCAUGCAAUUUACAUUCUUUGACCUGCAACAACCGGAUGGCAGCACGUGUAAGGACAAGAUAGUUGUGACGGAGUUAGGCACCGGAAGCACACAAGUCACAGAAUUUUGCACUAAACAAGUCUUCACUUCAGUUACAGAAAAAAUAGAAGUGAAAUUCAUCUCAGACGCUCUCGUUGAGAAGAAAGGGUUUGUAGCCACACUCGCCGGUUUUCACGAGGGCACGUGCUCGAGCACAGAAUACAAGUGUGAUACGACAAGAUGUAUUUCUGCUGAUCUGAAAUGUGAAGGACAUGAACAUUGCAUAGAUGGGGCUGAUGAAAGCAAAGAACUUGCUGGCUGUUCAACUCUUGAUGAGAUAGUCAAUACAGAGACGUCACUUGGGAAGUACACUGUUCUUGCUAUAGCAGUUGUCGUCGGCGGCGUCAUCCUCACAAUAUUUGUCACUGUUAUCUUUUGGAAAUAUCUGAAAACGGAUGGACAAUGCUGCCAGUGUUCCAACGAUGACGUGGAGAGCAAUAUAGAUUCACCGUUACCGACAGACAAACGUAAACACAGAGUUGGAGGUCCUGGUAAUACCGCGAAAAAGACGCCGGCGAACUUGCCGUCGGGUUCCUCGGGAAGUGGUCAUAAGGUAGUUCGUAAGAUUAAAGUAAAGGGAAAAGCUAACCCUGAUAAUGAAUGGUGAGACAUAUUUUGAGGUGUUUAUUUCAAGGAGACAGACUUUACUCGCGAAGUUGAAAGACAUUUGUAAGAUAAAUGUGUGCAAAUAAGAAUACAGAGUAUUUUGUUGUGUCUACAUGUAUUAAAAAUGCCAAUAAAGAUUUGCCCACGUU